CAUGUUGUCUGAUUUUCUCCACCUCCACAAACAGCAUGUCUGCUCCCUGGGUCAUAACUGUAAAGAUCUUAAGAUAGCCGUCCAGCUCCUUGGCUCUUCAACACCCCUCGCAAGACAAAAUGUGCUCUGCUGUUAUGCCCUUGCCCUUCUUCACCCAGCAGCCAUGUUGUGAAAUUGCUUCUUCCCAGAUCAGCAGAUUCCUGGGCGCCUGAAGCUGCUGACCUUGCUUAAAAAAGAAAAGGAAGAAUCCACAGAGAGCCAGAUCCUUGAACAGUGCCACCUCUCUUUCCAUGCCAUCCUGCUUCUCUGCUGACAGCAAAGUUGGUAUUUGGGUUUGUGCCACCGUAGUGAACCCUGAGACCGGAAGUUGAAACCAUGUGAGGGGUUUCUCCCCGCUUCUGUGCUUCCCCUAAACCCACUGUGGGCACGUUGCUGCUAAGCCUGAGGUGCCGGCCACCAUGAUGUUCCGGGACCAGGUGGGCAUCCUCGCUGGUUGGUUCAAAGGCUGGAAUGAAUGCGAGCAGACCGUGGCUCUGCUGUCCCUGCUCAAGCGUAUCUCUCGCACCCAAGCCCGCUUUCUGCAGCUGUGCCUGGAGCACUCCCUGGCAGAUUGCACAGAGAUCCACGUUCUGGAGUCGGAGGCCAACAGCGCAGCCGUCCUCAGUCAGUGGCAUCAAGAGCCCAAGGAUAAAGUGGUCUCGCUGCUCUUGUCCCACCUGCCUCUCCUCCAGCCCGGCAACACGGACGCCAAGUCUGCGUACAUGAAGCUCUUGCAGAAGGUGCUGGCCUACUCCAUCGAGAACAACCUCUUCAUCGAGGAGAGCAGGCAGCUCCUCUCCUAUGCCCUCAUCCACCCGGCCACCACUCUGGACGACCGCAACUCUUUGGCCCUGUGGCUCAGCCACCUCGAGGAGCAUCUCUCCAGCAACUACUCCAGCCAAGGACGGAGCCGGCCCGACGCGGCCUACCACUCGCGCCAGGGCUCCGAUGAGUGGCAGGGGCCGGCGGACACAGGCCUCGGAGGCCUGGGGCACGGCUGGCAGGAGAAGCCGCCUCGGGAAAACGGCCACAUGUCAUUCCACUCUUCUGGUUCGGUGCCGUCGGCCAUCAACAGCACAGGGAGCAGCGCAAGCGCAGCUCUAGCCUGCCAAAUCCACCCCAGCCCGCUGAAGCGCUCGAUGUCCCACACCCCAACCAGCCAGCAGGUCCCGAGCAAAUGGAUGAGUGUGGAUGAGAUGGCUGCUCGGACAGCCUUCAUCUCUGGCGGAGAGCACGCCCCCCUUUCGCCCCAGAGUAGCGUGGCCUCGUCCGGCAGUGAGCAGAUGGAAGAGCAGCCGGGCAGUCGGAACACUUUCCAGGAGGAUGGCAGCGGCAUGAAAGAUGUUCCGUCGUGGCUGAAGAGUCUUCGGCUGCACAAAUACGCAGCUCUGUUCUCCCAAAUGACUUACGAAGAGAUGAUGACACUCACAGAACAGCAUCUGGAAUCGCAGAACGUGACCAAAGGCGCCAGGCACAAAAUUGCCUUAAGUAUCCAGAAGCUGCGAGAGAGGCAGAGUGUCCUGAAAUCCCUGGAGAAGGACAUUCUGGAAGGCGGGAACUUGUGGAAUGCCCUCCAGGAACUGCAGCAGAUCAUCCUCACCCCCAUCAAAGCCUUCCAUGCCCUGCAGGCCACAGCAGCCUCCGCCUCGAAGGAGAGCCAGCAGCUGGCCUCUGAGCAGCCACAGCCGCACGGAGCUCCCCCUCUGAGCUUGGAGAAAAGCAGCAGCAGCAGUUCCGAGGACAAAGAGCCCACCCCAGACUCUUUCCCACCCCCGACAGGCUCCCCUUGUGACGGGGAGUCUGGAGCAGCGCCCGUUGCCGAAGGAGACAUCGCAGGGCAGUUCACCCGGGUGAUGGGCAAAGUGUGCACGCAGUUGCUGGUGUCUCGCCCAGAUGAGGAGAACAUCACCAGCUACCUGCAACUGAUCGAGAAGUGCCUGAUGCACGAGGCCUUCACAGAGACCCAAAAGAAAAGGCUUUUGUCUUGGAAGCAGCAGGUGCUGAAGUUGCUGCGGACAUUUCCUAGGAAAGCGGUGCUGGACAUGCAAGGCUACCGCCCACAGAAAGGAUGGGCCUUUGGUUCCAACUCUCUCCCCAUAGCUGGAUCUGUGGGGGUGGGGGUGGCUCGCAGAGGACAGCGACAGUUCCAGAUGCCCCCCCGCGCCAUUCCCCCAAGCCGCCUGGGGAUCCUGAGCCCUGCAGGAAUUGGUGGCGUUUCCCCUCGGCACGCACUUGCCAGCCCAAACCUGGGCAGCCAAGGACGGCAGAAUCUGUGGUUUGCCAAUCCUGGAGGCAGCAACAGCAUGCCUGGCCAGAGCCGCAGCUCGGUCCAGCGGACUCACUCGCUGCCCGUCCACACGUCUCCUCAGGCCAUCCUCAUGUUCCCCCAGGAUUGCCAGCUGCCUGGGACAGACCUUGAGAUCAACCCCACGCUGGAGUCCCUGUGCCUCAGCAUGACAGAGCAUGCGCUGGGUGAUGGCACCGACAAGACAUCCACCAUUUGAAAGAAGCUGGAUCUGCUGGCGUUCCUGAGAAGCUUUAGGGUGGCUGUUUAUUUUUCCCCCUUUUUUUGUUUGUUUGUUUGUUUGUUUCCUGGGGGAGGGGUGUUGCUGUGGGGGUGGGUGAAUCACUUUUUCCCCCUGACACCUCAUCUAGCAUUCCCUAGCAGCUGGAGGGACAGGGGAGAAAGAGCUGUCAUUACAAUCUUACCAUCUUA
This is a messenger RNA of Pogona vitticeps (central bearded dragon), 2755 nucleotides long. The record is from RefSeq and is a predicted model, not a curated record. Lineage: Eukaryota; Metazoa; Chordata; Lepidosauria; Squamata; Agamidae.